AUGGGGUCUAUAGGGAGUUCACAUCAUGAAGCCAUGGAGAAAUGGCACCUCUUGAGAAAUUUGGCUACACAAAUUGAGAGAGUUUUUGUGAAAAGAACAGCAAAAGAGGUGGAGCAUAAUCGAUUUAGAUUGAAGGCUACAAUAAAGGGUGUGAGACUUCUAGCAAACCAAGGACAAGCUUUUAGGGGCCAUGAUGAAUCUGAAAGCUCUCUUAAUGAUGGAAAUUUUAAGCAAGUUAGAAAGUCUUAUGAAAGAAUGGCUAGUGAUGAUGAUAGGGUUAUAUUGCAGAAUUCUCCUAGAAAUGCUAAGUACAUCUCUCUAUCUAUUCAAAAGCAGCUCUUAAAUAUUCUUGGUAAUAGAGUGAGGCAAAUGAUUCGUGAAGAAGUUGAUGAUGCGAAGUUUUGCAUUCUUGUUAAUGUAGCUGACAAGGAACAAAUGUUUAUAAUUUUGAGGUUUGUUGACCGUCAUAGCUUCAUCCAAGAACGGUUCCUUAAGAUAGUGAGUGUUUCUGACACAACCUCAUUAACUCUUAAAUUGGAGAUAGUUAAAGUUCUCAGUAUGUUCAAUCUACAAGUGGAAAAUAUGCGUGGUCAAGGGUAUGACAGAGCUAGUAACAUGAGUGGUAUUUGGAAUGGCUUACAUGCAUUGUUUCUUGAAGAUUGUCCCUAUGCGUACUAUCUUCAUUGUUUUGCUCACCGUUUGCAGCUAGCUCUAAAUGGUGCGGCUAAGGGUGUUCAUGAUACAUAUCGCUUCUUUUCUACUCUAUUACUUGUUGUGAAUUUUAUGGAUUCAUCUGCUAAGCGCAAAGGUGCCCUAAAAGCUGCUAGAGAGGAUGAAAUCCUAAAUUUGAUAGCUCUUGGCAAUCUUCAAACAGUUGAAUGUGCUGAAAGAGAAGCUUUGGAAAUAAUCAUCGGUGGUGGUGGCGGCAGCUACAGCCCCCCUGCUCCCUCCCCCGAAUACGCUCCCUCCCCCGAAUACGCUCCCUCCCCUGAAUACCCACCACCACCGCCGCCGCCACGUCCACCACCACUACCUCCGUCCCCACCACCACCACUACCGCCACGACCACCCGCUCCGGCACCACCGAACGAGAGACUUGCAAUUGCCCUCAGGGUAAUUAAAAGGUUCCAAAAGCUCAUCGGGGUGGAUCCAGAUAACAUCACAGGCACAUGGAAUGGCGAUAAUCCUUGCAAAUUCACAGGCUUUAUCUGUGGUGUUGUCCCUGUCUAUAACCAAAACGCAGUCGCCGGAGUUAACUUCAACGGCAGAAAGUUGGCUGGCAAAUGGGGCGGCAAAGAAACAAAGCUACCCCUUGACGGUUUCCUAGACCAGCUACCAGACCUAGUGUUUUUCCAUGCCAACUCCAACAAUUUCACAGGCCAAGUUCCGAUUGGUACAUCCAGACUUCCAUACUUCUACGAGCUCGACCUCAGUAACAACAAGCUAGAUGGAGGGUUUCCCUAUGAAGUUCUAAGUGCCCCAAACUUGACAUUCUUGGAUCUCCGGUUCAAUAAUUACCAAGGUUCAGUUCCAAGCCAAGUGUUCCUCUACAAAGACAUUGAUGUAGUCUUCCUCAACAACAACAACUUCAAUGAGAAGAUUCCUGAUGCUAUUGGCUCCUCAACAGCACAUUAUCUCACUUUUGCCAACAACAAGUUCUGGGGUCCGAUCCCAAGAACCAUCGGCAAAGCAAGUAAAACUCUUUUUGAGGUCCUCUUCCUCAAUAACAGACUCUCAGGGUGUUUGCCAAUGGAAAUCGGAAAACUUAACCAGGCAACGUUGUUCGAUGUGAGCUACAACCAGUUAACAGGGCCAAUUCCGCAGUCGUUUGCUUGCUUGACCAAGAUGGAGAUUCUGGUCUUGGACAACAACCAGUUCUAUGGAGCAGUGCCUGAGUUGGUAUGCAAGCUGCCCAGCUUGAUGAACUUGUCAUUGGCAAACAACUACUUCACCCAAGUCGGACCGGCGUGCAGGAAACUGAUCAAGAAAGGGUUUCUCCAUGUCGACAACAACUGUAUCUUGGACCUCAAAUACCAAAGACCAAAGAGUGAAUGUGCUUCGUUCUUCUCUAAGCCUAGAUACUGUCCCAACGAGCGGUCCUUGCUUUACAUUCCUUGUAAAGGGAAAUAUUCAGGUGAGAAUUCGAAGAAGCUUGAACAUGGAGGACAAGCUUCUGCCCCAUUAAGUUAUGGUACUCUUAGACCACAUAAUCCUUGAUUUGAUUUCAUGCUCUUAGGGGACUCAUCAAAGAAGAAUCACCGAUGGGUUUUCAUCACCGAAGAAUCACCAUAUAUGUUUUAUGUUUUACUUGUUAAUGUUUAUAUCUUCGAUCAUAACUUAUGGAGCAAUGUAACCUGAUUUGUAGUACCAAUUAAGGUGCACAUUUAUAGAAUAAUGAUGAGGUUUUCAUUCGUUCUAU
Molecule: messenger RNA, 2419 nt
Organism: Fragaria vesca subsp. vesca
Lineage: Eukaryota; Viridiplantae; Streptophyta; Magnoliopsida; Rosales; Rosaceae
Exons: 4
Coding region: 1-2217 (738 amino acids)
Molecular function (GO): protein binding
Source: RefSeq, a predicted model, not a curated record